Rosa chinensis is the source of this 702-nucleotide messenger RNA. RefSeq names its product expansin-A23. The coding region runs from base 13 to 702 and encodes 229 amino acids. The record is from RefSeq and is a predicted model, not a curated record. Gene Ontology annotation, cellular component: extracellular region. Gene Ontology annotation, biological process: plant-type cell wall organization. NCBI's taxonomy places the organism in Eukaryota, Viridiplantae, Streptophyta, Magnoliopsida, Rosales, Rosaceae. The transcript has 2 exons.
UUGGUGCAUGCCAUGGGCGAUGAUGCUUGGGAGGAUGGAGCCGCAACGUUUUAUGGUGACAUGAGCGGAGGAGAAACCAUGCAGGGGGCUUGUGGAUAUGGUGAUCUCUUCCAACAAGGCUAUGGCCUCGAGACAGCAGCUCUAAGCACAGCACUGUUUAACAAUGGACUAACUUGUGGUGCUUGUUUUGAGAUCAUGUGUGUCAAUGAUCCACAAUGGUGCAUACCAAAUGCUGGUACCAUCAAAAUCACUGCGACAAACUUUUGUCCACCAAAUUAUGAUCCACAUUUUUAUCCCUGGUGCAACCCCCCAAGAAAACACUUUGACUUGGCCAUGCCCAUGUUCGUAAAAAUUGCUAUCACCAAAGCUGGGAUAAUUCCAGUAAAGUUUCGUAGAGUCCCUUGUGCUAAGACAGGAGGGGUUAGGUUUGAGCUUAAAGGAAACCCCUACUGGAUUACUGCAACCAUCUUGAAUGUUGGUGGUGCCGGUGAUGUUACGGCCGUGAAGAUUAAAGGGUCUAAUUCCGAUUGGCUUCAAAUGCAACGCAACUGGGGACAAGUGUGGCAGAUCGGAGUUAACUUAGUCGGACAAGGCUUAUCGUUUCAAGUCACUACUAGUGAUGGGAAGACGAUUGAGCUUGAUAAUAUUGCACCAGGAAAUUGGCAAUUUGGUCAAACCUAUGAAGGGAAAAGCAAUUUUUAG